This is a messenger RNA of Hordeum vulgare subsp. vulgare (domesticated barley), 1665 nucleotides long. RefSeq names its product disease resistance protein RGA2-like. Lineage: Eukaryota; Viridiplantae; Streptophyta; Magnoliopsida; Poales; Poaceae. The coding region runs from base 103 to 1665 and encodes 520 amino acids. Gene Ontology annotation, biological process: defense response to other organism. The transcript is spliced from 5 exons. Gene Ontology annotation, molecular function: ADP binding. The record is from RefSeq and is a predicted model, not a curated record.
UCAGCCUUGGCGAGAAAGUUCCACAGCAGGGAGGCGACGGCGCAUUGGAUCUGAGCGAGUUCGGGUGUUGCUGAGUUUCUUCUUCCUCCGAUCUGCAAGAUCAUGGCCGAAUCACUGCUUCUCCCUGUGGUGGAAGGCCUGGCCGGCAAGGCCGCAGACGCGCUCGUCCAGACCGUGACCCGCAUGUGUGGCCUCGACGAAGACCGACAAACGCUGGAGCGCCAUCUGCUAGCCGUCCAGUGCAAGCUGGCCAACGCGGAGGAAAGGAGCCAGACAAAUGCCUACCUCAGGAGCUGGAUGGAGAAGCUCAAGGCUGUUGCCUACGAGGCCGACGAUGUCCUCGACGACUUCCAGUACGAGGCGCUGCGCCGCAAAGCCCAGAUCGGCAAGUCCACUUCCCGCAAGGUACUCAGCUACGUCACGUGCCGCAGCCCGCUGCUCUUCCGUUUUGCCAUGAGCAGGAAGCUCAAGGGAGUCCUCGAGAAGAUCAAGGAGCUGGUUGAGGAGAUGAACAUGUUUGGCCUUGAGAAUUCUGGCAAUCGGGAGGGGCCUCAACUUCCUUGGCGGCAGACACACUCCAAACUGGACGAGUCUACCAACAUCUUUGGAAGAGAUGAUGACAAGGAGGGGGUGGUGAAGCUGCUGCUAGACCAACAAGAUCAGCAGAACGUGCAGGUGCUGCCCAUCUUCGGUAUGGGAGGUCUUGGCAAGACAACACUUGCUAAGAUGGUGUACAAUGACCAAGAUGUCCAGCAACAUUUCCAGUUGAAGAUGUGGCACUGCGUGUCAGACAAUUUUGAUGUUAUUGCUAUUGUGAAAUCCAUCAUUGAAUUGGCUACAAAUGAAAGAUGUGACCUGUCUGACAACAUCGAGCUAUUGCAGAAGAAACUUGAUGGAACCAUUGGCCGGAAAAGAUUUUUACUUGUUCUUGAUGAUGUGUGGAAUGAAGAGAAGAGGAUGUGGGACGAUGAACUGAGGCCACUAUUAUGUUCUGUUGGUGGACCAGGAAGUGUUAUAUUGGUCACGUGUCGUAGCAAGCAAGUUGCAUCUAUAAUGUGCACCAUUAAACCCCAUGAGCUAGCAUUUUUGGGUGAAGAAGAUUCAUGGGAAUUGUUUUCGAAGAAAGCAUUUAGCAAUGGUGUCGAGCAGCAAGCAGAGUUAGUUGCCAUCGGAAGAAAGAUUGUGAACAAAUGCGGAGGUUUGCCUCUUGCACUGAAGACAAUGGGUGGAUUGCUGAGUUCGAAGCAGCAAGUACAGGAGUGGAAGGCCAUUGAAGAAACUAACAUUGGGGAUAAUGUUGGAGUUUUUCCCAAGGAUUAUGAGAUGCAGAAGGAUAUGUUGAUCCAAUUAUGGAUGGCAAAUGACUUUAUUCGAGAAGAGGGAAUGAUGGACUUAACAGAGAAAGGAGAAUUGAUUUUCCAUGAAUUGAUGUCAAAGGUUGAAUUGGAAAAUAUUUCUGGGUUGUUCGAUGGCAAAGCACCUCUCCGCACUUUGUUAGCUCCUUCAAGGAUAUACCAGGAUUUUAACCGGCUGCCACAUGUAUCAUUACGAGCAUUGCAUUGGCAGAGUAUGUACGCCAAUUUCAAGGUCGUAAAUGCAAAACAUUUACGAAGACAUGAUGAUGGGCCUGAGAAAGCUCAUACAUCUUUAUCUUUUUGGAUGUGA